AUGCCCCCUACUGUGUGGAGAAGAGACAGGCGUAUAUCUCCUUCCACUGCUCAAGAUGGUGAAGAAGCGAAAUCAGCAGAUUCUGGUGUACUCCCCCCCGGUCCUUCAACUCUGGAACGUCCCAAGGAUUGCGUCAAUAAAAACCCCACACCUGCUUUCUCCCUGUUAUGCACCGUUAUGGAUCGUUUGAGGAGCGAAGAAAUGAGCAAACGUAAGGAUACGUUGACGAGAUUCUUCAACCUCUGGCGGAUUAAAGUGGGUAACGACCUCUAUCCUCUCAUUCGAUUACUCUUGCCCGAGAGGGAUAGGGAAAGACCUGUGUAUAAUCUCAAAGAAGCUAUGCUUGCUAAAUGCUACAUUGAGGUUCUGGGGCUGGACAAGCACAGUGCAGCAGCUCAAAAACUGGUCAAGUGGAAGCAACCUGUUGAUGGGGAGACGGACGGCAUCUCGGGAGAUUUUGCUAGGGUCUGCUAUCACGAGAUAGCCGCUAGGUCUACGGUGGAAGAAGGAACAUUGACCCUUGAAGCUGUCAACGCUUUAUUGGAUCAGCUUGCCGGUGGAAGGAUGAAGCAAGCUGAAUAUGUCCCGAUACUCCGAAGCAUAAACCGACAAUGUACACCUGUUGAACAAGAAUGGAUCAUACGAAUCAUCCUUAAAGACCUUCGUAUUUCUAUCCGGGAGAAAGGGGUGUUUUCAUGUUUUCAUCCCGACGCAGCUGAUCUUUUCAACGUUUGUUCGGAUCUCAAGCGUGUAUGCUGGACAUUGUACAAGCCAGACGUUCGUUUGGAGAAGAAUCAAACGAAUAUAGAAUUAUUCAGAUCUUUCUUACCCCAGCUGUGCUAUCGCUCCCCCUCUUCAGCCCACGAUGCGAUCGCGAGAUUGGUGGGAGCUCCUAAUCAAGAGUUCGUCAUGGAAGAGAAAUUGGAUGGAGAAAGAAUGCAACUGCACAUGCGAGGUAAUGGAGCGCAGUGGUUUUACUGCUCUAGGAAAGCAAAGGAUUACACAUACCUUUACGGGGCCCAUAUCGGAGAAGGCAGUUUGACACAACAUAUCGCGGGCGCCUUUCAUGAUGACGUACGUAACAUCAUCCUCGAUGGCGAGAUGUUAGUAUGGGAUCCUCAGCUCGAGAAAUAUCUCGCCUUCGGUGUACUGAAGACAUUUGCUCAGGACAAGAUAAUCGACGAUACGGCGCCCAGACCCUGCUUUAAGGUCUUCGAUAUACUCUAUCUCAACGACAAGUGUCUCACUGGCAAACGACUGUCGGAACGUAAACGAUUACUGCAUUCCAAUAGGGUAUUCAAAGAUAUCGAUCAGUACAAGGGCAGGUUGGAAUUCGCUGCUGAGGAAAGAGGGAAAUCAGGGAAAGAUAUCCGUGCAAUGUUGGAAAAGAUCUUGGAGUCAAGAGGUGAAGGUCUGGUAGUGAAGAAAUUGGACAGCACGUAUCAGACAAAUUCCCGAGGGCAAGACUGGGUCAAAGUCAAACCUGAAUAUGCCGACCAAAUGGGAGAGACACUUGACGUUAUGGUCCUUGGGGGCUGGUGGGGCAAGGGAGGACGUACUGGUAAACUAUCCAGUAUGCUCUGUGGUCUGAGGGUGCAGAGGGACGAUGAAGGUGACGGAGGUAUUCCACAAUUCGCCACUUUUUGUCGUGUAGGCUCUGGAAUGAGUUAUUCAGACUACGAGUGGAUACUGAACAAACAUCGAGAGCAUUGGAAAACUUUCAAACGCUCCAAUCCCCCCUCAUGGAUGAAAAUGGGCGAGAUAGGUUUGGACGACUCUCCGGACGUGUACAUUGAACCUGAACACUCAUUCGUCAUGCAGGUCAAAGCAUCCGAGAUUGUCCCUGCCACAGGAAACUUUGGUAUAGGUUACACCCUCCGAUUCCCACGAUGUAAAUUCAUCUUUUACGAUACCGCUAGUCGAGAUCAUCCAGUGGAGGAUCCUGAAAUGGAACGAGACAUGUGGAAUUGUUUGAGCGUGGAAGAAUUUACGGAGCUACUCAAUAAACCGAAACGCAAAUAUGAAGAUGAUGAACAAGGAUCGAAGAGAAGGAAACGAAAACCAGUGACUAGGACUAAAGUUCAAUUGAUUUCCUCUGUCAAAGGUCAACUUUUGUCCCAGGAAGAAGUCGAAAGUGGGAUAUUUGACAAUAUGAAAUUUUACGUUGUGAAGGGUGAUAACAAGAAUUCCAAGGCAGAACUUGAAGCGUUGAUUCAUGAACACGGAGGAGAUUUUACGCAAGCUCAAUUAUCUGAUCUUUCGGCAAUCGUCAUUGCGCCUGAUGAUAAAAGUCCAUUGCUCAGAGCUCAGAAAAAGAAGGGAGUCAGUAUUGUCAAACCUAGCUGGAUUUACGAGUCUAUCAAAAGGAAAAAGCCAUUACCGAUGAUUGAGGGACUUCUCGUCUUCGCUUCAGAAGAUGACCAAGCGGGACCUUUGUAUCACAAGACUUUAGACGAACUCGACGAAAUGGCCACUCGGGAUGGUUCAUCAGGAGCCGACGCGCAUGAGGCUUCAUCUGGCAGUCGACAUAGCUCUCAAGACGCACGAAAUGGGAUGAUGUCUGCUGAAAAAGGCGGAAGACCCGUAAAAUCAUCUAAGCAGCAAGCAAUGGAAAAUGAAUGGGAUCUUGACAAGAUUGCACCGAGUACUACUGUCACCAAUGACGUUCCCUCUCGGGCUGAAGACAACGAUGAAGAAGCAUCCGCUGAGAGUCAUGCGAGUGAUGAAGAGAUCGACGAGCCUUUGUUCCCCAUCCGAAGUGGUUCAACAGGAGAAGGAAUGGGUGAUGCAGAGACUAACGACUAUGACGAGGAUAAGAUCUUCAAUCAUUUGGUAUUUUAUAUUGACACUACUGAAAAUACCAAAAAGAACGGUUUGGCCGGUUCUCCCCCUUCAUCGGAGGUCAUCGAAAGAUUGGAUAAUGCGAGGAAGUUGUUGAUUGAGAAUGGAGGGAAAGUGGUGGAUAAUAUAAAUGAACCGAAAUUGACUCAUAUCAUCAUGGACGAUGAUGAUUCAAGUAGGUAUGGAGAAUUGAGUUGGAAGACUUCUAAACCGAAACGAAAACAUAUAGUGUUACCGUCUUGGGUGACGGAAUGUGUAGAAGAGGAAACUUUGAUGAAUGAAGAUGCUCAUAGACCACGUUGA
Messenger RNA from Tremella mesenterica DSM 1558, 3144 nucleotides. RefSeq lists its product as uncharacterized. Lineage: Eukaryota; Fungi; Basidiomycota; Tremellomycetes; Tremellales; Tremellaceae. The transcript is spliced from 25 exons. The record is from RefSeq and is a predicted model, not a curated record. Gene Ontology annotation, molecular function: DNA ligase (ATP) activity; DNA binding; ATP binding. The coding region runs from base 1 to 3144 and encodes 1047 amino acids. Gene Ontology annotation, biological process: nucleotide-excision repair, DNA gap filling; double-strand break repair via nonhomologous end joining; DNA recombination. Gene Ontology annotation, cellular component: DNA ligase IV complex.